AUGGAUCUUCUGCUGCUGGUGAACGCGAGCCUGGACUCCCCCAACGAGUCCCUGGCGCUGCCCCCCUCCUCGCCGUCCUCCUCGCCCCUCCUGCAGCCGCCAUCCCCCUACUCCCCGGCGGCCGUGGCCAGCCUGGCGGCGGUGGUGGGCUUCCUCAUCGUCUUCACCAUCGUGGGCAACGUGCUGGUGGUGAUAGCUGUGCUCACCAGCCGGGCGCUGAGAGCCCCCCAGAACCUCUUCCUGGUGUCCCUGGCCAGCGCGGACAUCCUGGUGGCUACUCUGGUCAUGCCUUUCUCCUUGGCCAACGAGCUUAUGAAUUACUGGUACUUCGGCAAAGCUUGGUGUAACAUUUACCUGGCGCUGGACGUGCUCUUCUGCACCUCCUCUAUCGUCCACCUGUGUGCCAUCAGCCUAGACAGGUAUUGGUCGGUCACACAGGCAGUGGAGUACAACCUCAAACGGACCCCGCGGCGGAUCAAGGCCAUCAUCCUCACUGUCUGGCUCAUUUCGGCUGUCAUCUCCUCCCCACCAUUGAUCUCUGUGUACCGGGACCCCGAAGGGGAUGUCUUUCCCCAGUGCAAGCUCAAUGACGAGACGUGGUACAUCCUUUCUUCUUGCAUCGGCUCUUUCUUUGCCCCCUGCAUCAUUAUGGUGUUAGUCUAUAUCCGCAUAUACCGUGUGGCCAAGCUAAGGACCAGGACCCUCUCUGAGAAGCGUACAAUGCCAGAGGGGUCCUCCCAGACUGAGAACGGCUUGAGCCGUGCUGCCGCUGGCUGCACGUCCCUGAGGAUGCAGCUGGGAGAGAACGGACAUUAUUCAGUGCACCACUGGCGUAAAGCCUCUGAGCUGGAGGACAUUGAGCUGGAGGAGAGCAGCACCUCAGAGAGCAGACGGAGGCGGAGCCGGGAGGAGCAUCCCCGCAAAAGCAGCAAGAGCCAGUCCUUCUCCUACUCAUAUUCCUCCAAGCACUCCAGUAGCCGCCUGUCCCGCUCCAGCAAUCGCUCCAUGCAGCUCUUCUCAUAUCGCCGUCGCCGGAAGCGUAGCAGCAUCUGCCGUAAGAAGGUCACUCAGGCCCGGGAGAAACGCUUCACUUUUGUGCUGGCCGUGGUCAUGGGGGUCUUUGUAGUUUGCUGGUUCCCUUUCUUCUUCAGCUACAGCCUCUAUGGUAUUUGCCGGGAGGCAUGUGAGGUCCCUGAGACUCUCUUCAAGUUCUUUUUCUGGAUUGGGUAUUGCAAUAGCUCCCUCAACCCAGUCAUCUACACCAUCUUCAACCAGGACUUCCGCAAGUCCUUUAAACACAUUCUGUUUAAAAAGAAGAAGAAGAACUUCCGGCAUUGA
Messenger RNA from Colius striatus (speckled mousebird), 1338 nucleotides. It is a transcript of the gene ADRA2C, whose product is annotated as adrenoceptor alpha 2C. The transcript has a single exon. Gene Ontology annotation, molecular function: alpha2-adrenergic receptor activity. NCBI's taxonomy places the organism in Eukaryota, Metazoa, Chordata, Aves, Coliiformes, Coliidae. Gene Ontology annotation, biological process: adenylate cyclase-activating adrenergic receptor signaling pathway; platelet activation; regulation of vasoconstriction. Gene Ontology annotation, cellular component: membrane. The record is from RefSeq and is a predicted model, not a curated record. Bases 1 to 1338 code for a protein of 445 amino acids.